AUGGCUUCACCACCCACGGCGGGCACUGAUGGCCAGUCCUUGGAAGAACACAUCCAGGAGAUCAUGCGGGCGUCCUCAAAACACGACAUUGAGAGACUAGAAAAGUGCAUCAAGGAAUAUUCUUUUCCAGAGUGCAAGGCCGUUGACGUACAAGAACCGACGACAGGCCAUUCGCCUCUUCACGCUUCCAUUGCUUCAUGCAAGCCUGCAGUAAAUGGAAGUGGCACGGAACAGGAACAGGAACACGAGACUACCGACGUUGAGGCCAGCGGCGUCGACACUGUCAGGUUCUUGUUGGAAAACGGUGCCAUUUGGAAUCAGGUCGACGAUAACAACGAGACCCCAGGCUGCCUGGCCUACCGACUGGGACUGACCAGUCUAUACCAACUCAUGGUCGAUGCUGGCGUUCGCGCCGAAAUGCUACUCAGCCGGCUAGAAGAGUAUGAGAAGCUGGACGACGAUGAAGGCGACGAUGCAGAUAAUGGCAUGGGAACGGCAUCCCCUCAGGCAGAACCCGAGGAGCAGGAUGAGUCACUGGCCGUCUCAACCGCGCAGGCACAGGCACAGGCACAAGACGUCAGCAGCUCGGUCUACCUUUCGUCUGCCUUGGCGCUCAGCAGUGAUAAACUCCUCGAUGAACAGCAAAAUGGGGUGAUGAUGGCAUGGGAAGGCGGCAUCAUGCAGCGGUCGGCGGACGCUCUCUUGUCGGAGCCAGGAAUGCAGAUUCUGAAUAUUGGAUUUGGAAUGGGCAUCAUUGACUCGUGCAUUCAGAACCAUGUUAAUAAACCAGCAAGCCACCAUAUCGUCGAGGCCCACCCUGCCGUUCUCACCGAGAUGCGGGACAAAGGAUGGAUGAACAAGGCCAAUGUCGUCGUUCAUAGCGGAAAAUGGCAGGACAUUCUCCCCCAACUGGUCGCCGAGGGCGAAGUCUUUGAUGCCAUCUAUUUCGACACUUUUGCAGAGUCCUAUGCCGACUUCAGAGACUUCUUCUCUGAGCAGGUGAUUGGCCUUCUGAAUGAGAGGGGCAAAUGGUCCUUUUUCAACGGCAUGGGUGCCGAUCGUCAGAUCAGCUACGACGUCUACCAGAGAGUGGUCGAAAUGGAUCUCUUCGAAUCUGGCUUUGAUGUGGAAUGGGAAGACGUCACGCUUCCCGAUCUGGACCACGAGUGGGAAGGGGUUCGAAGAAAAUACUGGAAUGUGCACAGCUACCGGCUUCCAGUCUGUAAAUUCAUGGACUGA
Messenger RNA from Capronia epimyces CBS 606.96, 1239 nucleotides. RefSeq lists its product as uncharacterized. The transcript has a single exon. The record is from RefSeq and is a predicted model, not a curated record. Lineage: Eukaryota; Fungi; Ascomycota; Eurotiomycetes; Chaetothyriales; Herpotrichiellaceae. Gene Ontology annotation, molecular function: protein arginine N5-methyltransferase activity. Gene Ontology annotation, cellular component: nucleus; cytoplasm. Bases 1 to 1239 code for a protein of 412 amino acids. Gene Ontology annotation, biological process: peptidyl-arginine methylation.